AAAAAAAGUAAAUAAAACAUGUCGCUAAUUAAAAAUUUGGUAAAAGAAACGGAGGACAAACCCAAAAAGAAAAAGAAAGGCGCCGGGUCUGGGGACAGCGAUUCCGAUGGCAAGGGAGGGCCACUGCGACCUUUUGUCAAGACGGCCACCGAUCUGCAGAGGCUAAAAUUGGAAAAACUAAUGAAGCAUCCAGAGAAGCCCGUAAUCAUACCAGAGCAGCGUCGCGAACGGGACUACAAUGCGUCGGUGCCAACAUUUGUGCGAAACGUAAUGGGCAGCAGUGCCGGAGCUGGAUCCGGCGAGUUCCAUGUUUAUCGGCAUCUACGUAGGAAGGAAUAUGCCCGCCAGAAAAAUAUACAGCAUCAAAGUGCCCGCGAGGCAGCGGACGAUGCAUACCAACAGAAAAUAGAUGACAACCGGCGACUGGCCGAGGAGCGCACAGCCAAAAAGAGGGCCAAGAGGCUCAAGAAGAAACAGCGAGCCAAGAAGCCACGAGAACAAAAGACAGACGUAGCAAAACCGGAAUCAGAGUCCAGUGGAAGUGCGUCGGAAGGGGAAGAAGAUGCUGAGGAGAAGCCAGAAACGGCAGAUCCACAGCCUGAGACGGCAGACCCGAAGCUAGAUUCGGCAGAUCCGAAACCAGAGACCACAGAAUCGAAUCCAGAGACAGCAGACCCUAAGCCAGAAGUCAACAUCGAUGAAGUCCAACAACGUCCUGAAGAAGUCUGCUGUGGACCACCAGAGAAAGUGGAUUCUCAGAAUGAUGCUGAACCUGAAAAAAACGAGACCUGAAUUGAUUAUCUCUAGCCUAAGGUUUCCUCUCUGAGCCAAUACAUUUUCUAGUUUACUAAUAAAACAAA
Messenger RNA from Drosophila subobscura, 860 nucleotides. RefSeq names its product PRKR-interacting protein 1 homolog. Bases 19 to 792 code for a protein of 257 amino acids. Gene Ontology annotation, molecular function: protein kinase binding; double-stranded RNA binding; protein kinase inhibitor activity. Gene Ontology annotation, cellular component: nucleolus. Lineage: Eukaryota; Metazoa; Arthropoda; Insecta; Diptera; Drosophilidae. Gene Ontology annotation, biological process: negative regulation of protein kinase activity. The record is from RefSeq and is a predicted model, not a curated record. The transcript has 2 exons.